Molecule: messenger RNA, 1401 nt
Organism: Trichomonas vaginalis G3
Lineage: Eukaryota; Parabasalia; Trichomonadida; Trichomonadidae
Product: protein CBG20215-related family
Exons: 1
Coding region: 1-1401 (466 amino acids)
Molecular function (GO): protein binding
Source: RefSeq, a predicted model, not a curated record
AUGUCGGCAGAAGAAACAGAAGAAGUUCAAACAUGGCUAAAGCAAAUAUUAAUGAAAGAAGGAGUUGAAUUUGAUGAUCUAAAAACUGUUUUCAAGGAUGGUGUUAACUUAAUAAAGAUGAUUCAUGCAAUAACGGGAGAAACGAUACCAAUCAAAAAAGUAAAUACGCGAAUGUUGCAGUUUCAAAAUCCCAAUCUUGAGGCAGCUUUAAAAUAUCUUGAAGACAAAAAAAUUAUGGGCUUCAAAAAUAGAAUUACGAAAGAGGAAAUAUUUCAAGGAGAAUUGAAGAAGAUUGUUAUCUUUUUGCAUUUAAUUACAAAGGAAUUUCCAUUAAAUUCGGAGAAUGAAAAUUCAAUUUCAAAUAACGAACCUAAAGCAGAAGAAGCACAUACCAAUUCUGUAGAUGAAGAAGAGGCAAGAAAGAAAGCUGAAGAAGAAGCAAGACUUAAAGCUGAAGAAGAAGCAAGACUCAAAGCUGAAGAAGAAGCUAGGAAGAAGGCUGAAGAAGAAGCAAGACUCAAAGCUGAAGAAGAAGCAAGACUUAAAGCUGAAGAAGAAGCUAGGAAGAAGGCUGAAGAAGAAGCAAGACUUAAAGCAGAAGAAGAAGCAAUAAAGAAAGCCGAAGAAGAAGAAAGAAAGAAAGCUGAAGAAGAAGCAAGACUUAAAGCUGAAGAAGAAGCAAGACUUAAAGCCGAAGAAGAAGCUAGGAAGAAGGCUGAAGAAGAAGCAAGACUUAAAGCUGAAGAAGAAGCAAGACUUAAAGCUGAAGAAGAAGCAAGACUUAAAGCUGAAGAAGAAGCUAGGAAGAAGGCUGAAGAAGAAGCAAGACUUAAAGCUGAAGAAGAAGCUAGGAAGAAAGCAGAAGAAGCAAUAAAGAAAGCCGAAGAAGAAGAAAGAAAGAAAGCUGAAGAAGAAGCAAGAAAGAAGGCUGAAGAAGAAGCAAGAAAGAAAGCUGAAAAAGAAGCCAGAAAGAAGAAAGCUGAAGAAGAAGCUAAAAAGAAGAAAGCUGAAGAAGAGAGAAUCAAGGCAGAACAAGAAAGAAAGAAACUUGAAAAUUCCAAAGAGUCCGAAGAAAAACAAGCCGAAAAUAACACACAAACAACAGAACAAGUUAAUACUCCUCCAACCAGUCUUAAAGAUGAAACUGUCAAAGGAGCCGAGCACUCAUCACAUGUAUCGACAGAAAAGAGAGAAAUUGGUGAAUUACCUGCAGUUUGUGUCGAUAACGGAAAUAGACAAAUCAAACAGGUCUUUCCAACUCAAUGCUUCCUCAAAUUGCUGUCACAUCAUGCAUUGCAAAACCACGUAAUGCUUUUGGAUUCCUCAAAGCGUUCGCAAGAAUUUCUGAUGUCCUUGUUGGAGAAAGAGCUUUCAAUGCAGGAAAUGAUUUCGAUAUCUUAA